AUCAGAUCAUCAUCGGAAAAUAUUUUAAUAAUCGGAGAGCAUCGUUCAAACUUGCACAACUAUGGAUGAUUUUUCAGUGUCUACCUGCAAACCACGCAAUUUGCCUUCCUUUUCAAGUAACUCACACCCUCUAUGAACCAGUCAACUCCCCUCCCCCCCCCCCCCACCCAGUUGUUCAUCGGCUUAAAUAUUUCAAAAUCAUAAAUUAGGAAUCUCGUUCAAUUUUAGAUUUACAAAUCGAAGAUCAAACAAAAUCAAAAAGCAGCGAAUUAGAAUCUAGAGAGAGAGAGAGAGGAGAGAGGAGAGAGAAAUAGUAAUGGUCCUUCCUCUAUUGAAGCUCGGAACCCUUGCCCUAAAAACUGUGAGCAAGCCCAUUGCCGCUAGGCUCAAGCAACAGGCUGGGCUCCACCCCAAGUUCAGAAACAUCAUUGUCAGCGUCGCUCAGGCCAAUCACCGGAUAACAACAACGAUGCAAAGGCGGUUAUAUGGUCAUGCGACUGAUGUUGCGAUUCGACCUUUGGAUGAAGAGAAAGCUGUUCAAGCUGCAGUCGAUCUCAUUGGGGAAGCUUUCGUCUUCUCGGUGGCAGUAGCUGCACUGUUCUUUGAGGUGCAAAGAAAUGCCCGUUCAGAAGCUAAAAAGGAGGAAAUUCGGAAACAAGAAAUGGAGGCAAUGAGGGAACGAGACGAUGAGCUGGCGAAAGAGGUGGAGCUUCUGAAGCAAAAAAUGGCAGAGAUUGAACAGAUGGCCAAAGGACGCGGACUUGCUGGGGUUUUUAAUUUCCGAAACACCGAAGAAAUCAAGAAGGUGGGGUCAGCAGCUUGAUCUGAUUAUGAUACUAUAACAAGUAAUGCAUCUAAAUCUAAUAUUGGUUGAUAAUUGUUUUUGCUCGUCGUUUGGCUUGAAUCUACACACAGGCCAUUCUGACCGGCUUGAUUUUUCGAAAAAAAAGAAAAAAAAGGGGAUGACUUCAUUUAACCGAAUCAGGAAUAAUAAUAAUAAUAAUCAUAGUAAUAGUAAUGUUUCUUUUUGGUGGCUUGAGCAAAAUUGUAAUGAGAUUUGUCAGAAGUUCUUGAGCAGUUAUGCAAUAUAAUUCUCAUUUGACCAUUUCUGUAAUGGCAUAUUAUAAUGUCUUAAAAGCAUAUAAUAGAGCUCAGAACACGAUUCUUUGUUGGUGUUGUUAGUGGGUUGUGCGCU
This is a messenger RNA of Erythranthe guttata (spotted monkey flower), 1195 nucleotides long. RefSeq names its product Optic atrophy 3 protein (OPA3). Gene Ontology annotation, biological process: regulation of lipid metabolic process. NCBI's taxonomy places the organism in Eukaryota, Viridiplantae, Streptophyta, Magnoliopsida, Lamiales, Phrymaceae. The record is from RefSeq and is a predicted model, not a curated record. Gene Ontology annotation, cellular component: mitochondrion.